Molecule: messenger RNA, 930 nt
Organism: Protopolystoma xenopodis
Lineage: Eukaryota; Metazoa; Platyhelminthes; Monogenea; Polystomatidea; Polystomatidae
Source: the annotation of a GenBank genome assembly
AUGCAUUGGAUUGAUUGCCGAAAUCGCCCUCCUCUACGCCUUAUAUUCCAACCUGGAUAUCCAGCCAUGAAUCCUGUUUUCUCUCCUCCUAGUAACUUUUUGCAAGUGUCUUCGGAAGAAUCGGUCACUUCCACCUGCAACCGUACUUUGGUGAACACUGACAACAAAAGGAAAUGCGAUUUUUUGAUUAUCAUUCUAUCUAGAUUUGGAGAUAGGAAAGAACGUGAACAGAUUAGGUAUACUUGGCUUCGCGAAGAGUAUCAGGCAAAAAUCCCCAGAGUUAAUCGAGCAAUCUUCAUGAUUUCCUACCCCAAGCAAGAUGAGGCCACAUUCAAUAUGCUGAUGGCCGAGCAGCUCAUAUGGAAUGACAUGCUCCUACUGGGUACGACCCUACCUGAUAAUUAUGGACUGCUGACGAUUCGUGUGCUCUUCCUUCUGCAGUGGGUCACACAACUACUCUGCCCUCAACAAAGACCAGCUUUCCUUAUCAAAUCCGAUCAGGACAGCUACUGGAAUUUAAAAAGUCUCAACUAUGUGCUGUGUGAAGCGCGUCGGACUAAGGACCCCUUUCAUGAAAAGUAUCUUGUGGGUGACCUCAAUCGCUUUGCUCAAGUAUUUCGGAGGGAUAACGACCUUUGGAAAACAUAUACGGAAGAAUAUGCCGCUGAUAUUUUUCCGCUUUAUGCUAGUGGUUCACCUGGAUAUAUUUUAACGAUCAGUUCUGCUCAGGCUAUUUACAAAGCUGCAAUUGGCCGGAGAAUCUUGUGGCUCGAAGACGUGUACAUAACUGGCGUUAUUGCAGAACAAGAAGGGAUUAGCAGGUAUUUCUUUUUUCGGCUUUUAUGCAUAUCUUUUCUAAGCUUUAAAGACAAUUUAAUUGAUUUGAAGUUUACUUCAAAUACAAGAAGGUUUGAUAUACUUAAAUGCUGA